AUGGAGGAAGGAACUGCUUUUGUACGUGAAGGAGACACUAUACUCCUUUCUUAUGAAGUGAAGGGUCAAAAGUUAUUUCUUUACUCAAUGCAGCCAAUCAGGAGUAAAGAUAAAAAUGACAGAGCUUAUGAAGCAUGGGACAAGUAUGCAUUCAAUCAACCCUCACUUCAUCCUUUAGCGUAUGAUGAGAUUAAGGAAAGGGCCAUUCCACCAAAUGUCCAUUAUCUAUCAUUCAAAGUUAUACCAGAAUUAUUAAGUGAAGAGUCUUUUCAGGAUGAUACACAUGUUAGAAAAGACACUAGUUAUUGCAUGAAGCUUGUGUAUGGAAGAAAAAUCAAGCUGUUGCAUAUGGGCUCUAAGAUGUAUUUAUCUUUGUCUUGUUCCAGUGAAGGAGAUAAAUAUAUCACUUUUAGACCUGAAUAUGAUGAAAGAACGUGCCUCUUUAUUGUUCAUCUGCCAAAUGAAGAGAAACAAUUUGGAGAUGCAGUUUGUUCUGGUGAUACCAUAUUUCUCAAGUCAUCCUUUGAGCCUUCUUAUAUAGUCAGUAAUGAGGAUGACAAUAAGCUAUCUGUGAGUGAUUCAAUUUGUGACAGCAUUGGAUUUACUGUGUCCUUACAUAGAAGUGUUAAAGCGAAUUCUGGUUCCAUUAGAGGAGGAAGUGUUGUGAGACUCUCCUGUCUGGAGACAGAUGCUUUUCUUCAUGGGGAAGGCUCAACAUUAGACCCUAGUAUAUGGACAAGAGGACUUGAACAUUUUAGACAAGAGGGACUGUUCAAGGUUGGCUUUACCCAAAAAAGGAAACUACCUAAUGGAGUUCACAAGCCAUUACCUGUUUCUGGGGAUUGUUAUUGGCUACUAGAGAAAUGGGAUAAACCACUGGAUGGUACACCCUUUAAAUUUGAUGAUAAAUGUUCUUUGAGACACUUACAAACACAGAGAUAUCUUGCACUGAAUAAUAAAAGUGGAGAAUUCGAACUGGUAGCAGUCAACGGAAUUGGAAGUCGAGGCUAUCAAUACAAAUUCAUAAUUGAACCUGCAACUCCUAAUACUGAUUCAUCAAUUGAAGAAGUACAGCAAGAUUCUGAGAUAAUGCUAAAGGUGGCUGACAGUAAAAGCAAUGCAUACUUAUCACUGGACACAAAGAAAAAGCCAUUUAGAGACUCAAAGAAGAGACAAAUUAGUACUCAGUGGCUAAGAAUAGUAAAGUGCAGUGAUCUUAGUGAUGACUGUGUAACAAGAAAAAAGUGUAUCAUCAAAGUUGGAGAAGUUGAAAAGAAGUCAUUAUUUAAAUUAUAUUUUGCCAAAAGUGUUAAGAGUAUAUUGCAAGAGAUUUUAGUACGAAAUCCUGUUCCACUAGAAGAAUAUGCUUUAACUUUGAAUCCUAAUGAUGAAGAGACAUGCUUGGAUGUGUUGCAAUGUGUAAGUAAAUGGCUCAAAAAAGGAUUAUCCACUACAAGAAAGACUCGUGGCAAAAUAUCACGUAGCAGUGAAGUCAUAGCUUUGUUGGUUAAUUUUCUUUGCGUUAAAUUGUCAGAUCGAAUCUGUACUGAAAUUGCAAGUAUAUUAACAGAUUUCAUAAAAAUACACAGCCACAGAUCACACCUAUAUUUCAUACAUAGACCUCAGCCCUGUGACAUGUCACUAGCAGAUGUGGUUGCAUCACAGCUUACAAAAAAUUCAAAAAUUCAAAUGAUUUUAUAUCACCUCCUUGAAAGGCAAAGUGGAGUUGCUGAUACUGUUGCUCUAUCACUCCUUAAUUCAAAGUUUUUAGAUAGAAUUACAUGGCCAUUGACUAUUAAUGACAAGACUAUUAUUGAAAUUUUUGCAAUGCUGUGUACACCUAAUGGUAUUCCUUUUGAAGAAAUGCAAAAAUAUAUUUGUACUGAGUUAGAAAAUGGAAGGAAGGAGAUUCCCAUAUUUAAAAUUGUUGAAGAUGGAGUACUGUACCAUGUAAACGGUGGAAGUUUUGUUCUAGAAAAUUUUUCUGAAAAUGCAAAGGUCAAGAUCAAUUAUUUUAUAUCUUUACUGGAUUUUUUUGCAGCUCUUUGCAAGGGAGGUGAAAGAGUAUCAAGUGAUUUCGUCAAGAAGCAUUGCCCAUUUGACACUAGCUGUUUAUACCCAGGUGGUUUAAUAGACAGUGUUGUGAAUGAUAGUGUCCUAUGCAACAAGUUGAAAUCAGCUUACUUAAAGUGCAUUAUAUCUGCAUAUAUUGAACCAAAAAUUGAAAAUUCUGGUAUUGACAUUGACAACAUAUGGCACUGCUAUUUUUGGAGUAAAGUUAAAAAAACAAACAAGACCAGCAGGCCCUUAUAUGCCUCAAAUGUGGCAGAAAGUAGUCUUAUGAAACAUGAACAUAUUAGGGAUAUUGUAGAGCUACUUAAACAAUGCAUUACCAUUGCAGAUUGCAAACUAACUACAAAGAGCUUCUUUCUCUCUGAUUUAAUGGAAUUGUUUAAUACUUUGAUUGCAUAUGGACUCUGCUGGAAUUGUAAAACUGAAGUCCCGGACAACUUCUUUACUGAUGACAAAACUGAACUUAAAUAUUUAAUAAAUGAUGAAGGAGAUGAAGUCUUUAUUAAUUUACCUUUACUUGUCCAAAUGCUUGAUGGAAGAGAUGACACCAUCAUGAUUGCAGAGAGAGGAGUUGAUGUAGGUUAUAGCUACAGACAAGAGAAUCUGUCCCUUUUCAGGCUAAAAGUAAACAUCAUCAAGGUGUUGCACUCUUUUCUAAAGCAAUUGAUUUAUUUAGGGCUUGAGAAAUUUCUCCUUAUAUUUGCAACUGAAGAAGGAAUUAAUCCUGGUGGAGUGAAAAGUCUUUUUUCUGAUUUAAAGCUGUAUGAAUGCUUUGAUAUAGCAGAUCCAAAGGGCCCUAGUGCAGAGGAACCAAAGGGCCCUAAUCUAAAGAAAGUGUUAGAAUGUUUAAUGCAUUAUCCUAAUGAUGAAUUGAGACAGGCUAGUGUCGCAUUACUUAUUGACAUACAUGACAUGGAGCACAAAAUGAUUGAAGAUGCAAAAAAUUCUUAUCUUAUUUUUAAAGAGGAUAGUACAGUCACAGAUUUUACUAAAAGGGGAAGUUUUACGGACGCUAAUAAGUCAUUAUUGGUAUUAAUACAAGGAUUGGGAAAUAUUCGUACAUCAGAGGACUUAAAAUGGUAUGGUUGUGCUAUGGUUAAAAAAGAUAACAAGAAUAAUAUAGUACCACGAAGGCGCAUUCAAAUGCUAGCAUAUACAUCUGGUAUUUUUUCAGCACUCAUGGUAUAUGUGUUGAAAUUCUCACAAAGAGUCUGUCAUGCAAAUACAAAUCAGCUCCAACUUCUUAAUCGGGCAUUUAAGUUUCUGCAAUUAAUGUGCCAAGGGAAUAAAAUGGUGAAAGCAAAGAUAUUUGUCAGUAUCCCUCAGUUAUUAAAAGUCAGGACAGGAGUUGCUGCAGUUGCUCAUUUGCUGGCUGAAGUAUUUGAGAAAAACAGAGAGCUUUGUCUAAGAAUGAGCAACAAUGAUAUUGAGUGUAUGUACACUCUGGCCAGCACUUAUCACAGUGACAGUAGUGAAUAUUUGAAAUUUUUUAAAACUCUUGGUAUUCUCAUGAAACCGGACACAGAGGGUUCCAUUCUUAUUCAUCAGCAAUUUCUUUUUCGACUUUUUUUGGAUUCUUAUCAUGAUUGCUUCAGUGAUGUUCUGAGCUCUGAGGGUAUUAGUAAUGCAGUAAAUCUUUUAAAGGAAUCCAGCCAGAAAGAUGAAGAAGUGAUAUAUGCACAAAAUAAACUGCUCUGUUUGACUGAAUUUUUAGCAGCUUGUAGUGAAAGGUAUCAAUUUGCUAAAGACAAAUGUUGUGAAUUUUUCUCAUUACAUCACCUAAUCAAUAUAAUAAUAAACAAUGGAAUAGAUAAGAAUUUCCAAAAACCUUUUGUCCAUUUCCUUGAACAAGUAUAUUUAUGCAACAAAAGACAAUUAAAACACUCAUUGCUAAUAAUGUCAUUAAAACAAGUUGUGUCUCAAUUACAAGAUAAUGAGACUUCUGAAAGUAGACCGCUAUACCUACUAUGCCUAGAUGGUAAACAACUGGAAGAAGUUAAAGAAUUACCUGAGGAUGAUGAAGAAAUUCAAGAAAUGAAAAUAAAUGAAGACUGGCAAAAUUUUGUUGCUAAUAUUGCUGUGAACACAAGUCAUAUAGCUGGGACUAGUGGCUCAAAUGCUAAUCAGUUACUCCAACUCUACGAAAAGAGGUUCCGCUAUCUCCAUCCUAAAAGAUCUGGGCAAGAAAAGCUGGUUGAAAUCUUUGAAGAAUGUAUGACUGAAAUCAAAGAGCUCAUAUUUAUUAUUGAAGAACAAUUACAAGGGUCCAGUGAAGAGAAUAAUGUAAUUUUGGUAAGAGCCACACAUAAUAUGUUUCAAAUCUUUGGAGUUUUUCAUCAAUGUAUUAUCAAAAUGAAUGAUUAUCAUUUUAAUAAACUAAAGUCAAACCUUCAAUUUUUAUUUUUAUUUUCUCCUCAUGAUGUUGAAAGAUUUCUUUUACUAUCAAAGAAGGAAGAUGUGAGCUUGUAUAUUUUGGCAUUCUUUGCAGUCUUUUUCCUUUACAAUGGGGAAAAUGACUCUGAAAAGGAAAGGCUUUUGGAGAUACGUAGUGUUGCUAUAGGAAACAGAAACCUCUUCAAUAUAAUUGGCAGGCAGAUACAGAGAGCCACAGCUGAAUUAAAUAAGCCUGGACCCAUUACACAAAAUUCAAGACUUUCAUUACCAGAUUCACACUUUGGAUCAAUCAAUGAAGACAGUCAAAGCAAUAAUGAUCUAUCAAUCAAUGAAGACAGCCAAAGCAAUAAUGAUCUAACAGGUGUACAUGUAGACCAAGUACCUAAAGUGGAAUUGAAAGUUGAAACAGGGACAGAUUUAAUUUGGCAAGCUGGGUUAUCACUAGAUGUGAUUAGUGCUAUGUGCUCUGGACAGAAGGAUGAAAUGCAGGAUAAAAUGAGACUGGAUCCUUCUACUGGAAUACACUUUGUCAGAGAUACAGCAAUUCUCCUCAGCAAGUUAGCUAAUUUAGAAAUUCAUUCAAGUUUAAUUGAAUGCAAGACCAAAGCAAUACAAGCACUGAUUGAAAUGUGCAAUGGUAACAUUGAAAAUAAAAAAGUAGCACUGGAUGGGCAAGUGAUAGACUCCAUCAACCUCAUACUCAGCACUCCCUGCAAUGUAGCGAUUGUGGAAAUUGAGGAACAAAAGAUGCAGGGAGUAGCAAUUAAAUUGUUGCAAAUCCUGUUGGAAGAAACUUGUAAGGAAAGUAAAAAAGUUAUACAAAUGGUUUGCACUAACCUGAAAAAGGACAAAGUUGUAAAGUUCAUCGUAGAGAUAUUUGGAAUUUAUAAAAUUGAUCGUGAUGACAAUUCACAAAUCCAUGACCUUUCUAGUCAUCUAAGUGCUAUGAGGCAAGCGGUUUUAAAAGCCUAUCAUGUUCUGAGAACUGUAGAGGAUCAUGACAAAUCAUUUAACUUUACAAUACUUUUGUCAAUUUAUUUAGAAAAAUGUGACAAAACAAUUUUUUCAGAAAAAUGUGACAAACAAAUAUUAUGGAAUAUUUUGAGCUAUUUGGAAGAACGUUCACACAGAAUUGAAGUGUUUUAUGAAGAUACUAAGGGAAGUGGCAUUCUGACACGUGUUUAUUUUCCAUAUGCUCCAUCGCUUGAACUAAGUGAGACUGAAAAACAUAUUUUCAAGCAUAAUGUGAACCGAGAAGAUAUUGAAGACAGGCAAGAGAACCUCAUCCUUUGGACAAAAUCUGCUCACAGGAAUUUUACUCACAAGUCUAAAUUGAAGAAAAUACCACCAUUAUUUAACGUGCUAUUUGGGUUUUUCAGUGAAUUGUUUAAUUUUCUACUGAUACUACUAACCAUUCUUUUAAAUCUGCUAAUUUUAUCACUGUAUAUCAUUCCAGACAGUGUCAUUGACCAACAAGGGGCCAAUUCUUCAAUUGUAAUCAUCACAAAACCAAACUUGCGUUUAGCAUCUUACUUUUACUGGCGACAUGUCUUCACCAUUCCUCAUUUAUUGCUGAGUUUAUGGAUGACAGCUCAGUAUUUUAUUACUGAGAAGAAAAACUUCAUUGUGAUACCUUAUGGCUUAAAGAAUGCUCGUUAUAAAAUAGAAAUGUGGGUCAAAAAACAUUUUAGAUAUUUUUAUAAAAAAAUUUUACGUACACAAAAGACAAUUUUUGCAUACGAGAGCUACACUAAAUGUUAUGAAUUUAAUUUGUUGUCUUUUGGCACUCUCUACCGCUUAAUCUUUGUCCUGUGCUCUAUCUUGGCUGCUUCAUCAAUAAGUUUUGGAUAUUUGUACUGCAUUUGCAUUCCUUACACUUUCAUGAGACUCCCUCAGUUACAAAAUGUAAAGAAAACUCUGGAAAUAAAGAAAUCACAGUUGUUCUCGCUCACUUUGGUCCUCUUUGCACUUCUCUGGAUUUAUGCUAUCAUCUCUUUCACUUUCCUUUAUAGCUUCUUCGAUGUAAAUCAGAAUCUUUUCUGUGAUUCACUAUUUGAAUGCUACAUCACUGUUUUAAGAGUUGGUUUAUUCAGCUCCUUUGGAGGAUCUAUACCAUCCACCUAUGUUAAUCAACCUGGUCCUGACUUUACCAUCUUUGCCUGGAGAGCAAUAAUUGAUGUCUCGUAUUAUUUGAUUAUUACUCUUAUUAUACUGCCCAUUGCUAUUGGUAUUUUUAAUGACGGUUUUAGCAAACUCAAUAAUGAAAUGGCAAUGAUAGAACAAGAUCAGAAGGAUAGGUGUUUUGUAUGUGGAAUAGAGAACGAUGUAUUUGAGAAACAUGUAGAAAUAAGUGAUAGAAAGGAAAGUCCUUUUUGGGUGCACACUCAUGCAAAUCAUUAUGUAUAUAGUUACAUAUACUACGGUAUAUGGGUCAUGUCAAUGCCUUCAGAAAGGCUUACUGCUAUUGAAAGAUAUGUGUGUGACAUGAUUAAUAGUGGCAAAACUACUUUUUAUCCCAAAGAAGACUCUAAGGAUUUGGAAGGAGUGGAUUGGAAGAAAAAAACUGAGCUAAAUUGCUGAUUGCUGCUGAGCUGUUAAUUCUACAUAAAUUAACAUCGCUGCUGAUGUUAAUUCUACAUAAUCUUGCUGUGCAUAUUUUACAUUUUAGAAGAAAAAUAUUUUAUUAAGAACUGUCUAAUGAAAUGUCUAAUACAUGUAUUUAUGAGCAAAAGUGGUAUGAGGUAAAUAAAAUAUAAAAUGUAUAAAAGUCUAGCUAUUAAUGUAAUAAAAUAAUACUAUAAAUUUAAUCUUUCUAUCAUGUACGAUCACUCAGUA
Molecule: messenger RNA, 7302 nt
Organism: Amphimedon queenslandica
Lineage: Eukaryota; Metazoa; Porifera; Demospongiae; Haplosclerida; Niphatidae
Exons: 62
Coding region: 1-7047 (2348 amino acids)
Biological process (GO): calcium ion transport
Source: RefSeq, a predicted model, not a curated record